Molecule: messenger RNA, 2120 nt
Organism: Fopius arisanus
Lineage: Eukaryota; Metazoa; Arthropoda; Insecta; Hymenoptera; Braconidae
Exons: 13
Coding region: 50-2098 (682 amino acids)
Biological process (GO): intracellular signal transduction; receptor guanylyl cyclase signaling pathway; cGMP biosynthetic process
Cellular component (GO): plasma membrane
Molecular function (GO): adenylate cyclase activity; peptide receptor activity; guanylate cyclase activity
Source: RefSeq, a predicted model, not a curated record
ACUGUGGGGUUGAAAUUGUUGGUGUAAAUUUUUCGAAUGACUGAGACAAAUGUUGAAUAUUAUCUCCUUGGUACAGGGUAGGAUGUCACCCCAUAACGGCACUUGCAUGGCAGAAUCCAGUUCACUUCGUAGUUUAUCAUCUGACGAUGUGUCAGCAACAAAAUCCAGGAACAAAUCGUGUUGGGCCCGUGCAACCGAUCCAGCUCAUCGACGUGGCAGACGUAUCCAAUUGCUACAAAUGCUUGUAUUACCAUUUAUACCGAUACUCGCUUUAAUUGUACAAACGGCUAAUACUCUUCAUGACAUUCUUAUUUAUCGACAAGAAGUCUCCGACAUCGAGACACAGGUGACCAUUGCUACCGAUCUUGGGGUUGUCGUCACACGUCUGCAGCUCGAGCGAUCUGAAGUCGCUUUUUUUAUCUACACCAAUCACAGCAAAAUGAGCGAUCAGUACGAUUUCCGGAGGUUGAACCUGACCCAGAGAUACGCAACGACCGACGAAACGUUGAGGAACCUGACGACGUGGCCCCUGGUGACAGUUCCAACGGACGAGGCCAAGACCCAGACCUACGACGUCGUCAAUCGAGAGGCUUUUCAAGCUCGACUCGACGACUUCAGGCAAAAAAUAAACGAAGAGAGUAGUAUAUCCGAGGUGAUGACUUGGUACGAGAACGUCAACGCAGAAAUGCUGAAUAUCCUGACGAAUCAGAUUAAAGAGACUGACAACAGCGGAGUCUGGAGAUAUUUAAUCGCCUUUAAGAAUUUGUUACGGAGCAUCGAGAGCAUCGGCAUUUCCUCGGUUUAUGGAAUAAAUUAUUUCGGUCGGGGAAUUCUCCUGAAGGAGAGUUACGUUAGCUAUAUCAGACACGAGGCACUUGGAAGGGAUUUACUUAAUGGAUCACUCUCCUAUGUACCACAUCUCAAGGAAUUGUACAUUGAACUCACAAGGACAAUGCCUGAUUACGGCAAGAUGAAGUCAAGGCAAUUACCCCACAAUUUCAGCGAUAAACACGCAAUUAACAUUUUAAAUUUUUUUUGCGAAGUGGUAAAACGAGACGAGAUUUUACGUAAUCUCUCCCGGAAGCCGAGCGUCGCCGACGCAAUUGCUUAUUUCGAUUCCAUGGCGAUGUACGUCGACGAGCUCAGAAAAAUUCAAACAGAGUUGCGUCACAUGAUACGGGAGAACGUCAACUCGACGCUCCAGGAGGCGAGCAACAGACAGGUAGCCGGAAUAGCCAUCGUAGCCCUGGUCCUGGUAAUAUCUCCAAUCAUCAUAAUUCUGGUUCGAAAUGCUGUCGCAACGAUUCAGGUUUACGCUGCCAACCUGGCCCAAAAGGCGAGGGAAUUGAAGCGCGAGAAGAGGAAGAGUGACACCCUCUUAUUCCAGAUGCUACCACCAUCAGUAGCUCAACAACUCAAGCAGACGCAGCAGGUACCUGCUGAGUACUACGAGGCUGUCACCGUAUAUUUCAGUGAUAUCGUUGGAUUCGUCGAGAUCGCUGCUGAAAAUACACCCCUAGAGGUCGUGACGUUCCUCAAUUCGAUUUAUAAACUCUUCGAUGCGAGGAUCGAGUGCUAUGAUGUGUACAAAGUCGAGACCAUUGGGGAUUCCUACAUGGUGGCCUCAGGAUUGCCAGUGAGAAAUGGGGAUAAGCACGUGUCCGAGAUCGCGACGAUGGCCCUCGAUCUCCUCGCUGCCUCCUCGAUUUUUCAAGUUCCUAAGAGACCUGGGGAGCGGCUGCAAAUUCGCAGUGGUGCACACACAGGGCCGGUGGUUGCGGGAAUUGUUGGCACGAAGAUGCCACGGUAUUGCCUCUUCGGGGAUACCGUUAACACUGCGAGUAGAAUGGAAUCCACUGGAGAAGCGUUGCGAAUCCAUAUAAGUUUGGAGAUGAAGAAGGCCCUGGAGGCAGUUGGGGGUUUCAAGAUCAUGCACCGAGGGCUGGUGGACGUGAAAGGUAAAGGCCUGAUGGACACCUACUGGCUGGAGUGUAAAGACGGUGGAAUUGCCCGAGCAACGGAGCUUGACCUGCCGACAUUUUUCGAGGACGUUCGUCCAGUGUUCAUGCGUCGUCUCCGUGAGGAAGAGUCACUCUGAUGUGAGCCAUACUCCCGUCGGG